Molecule: messenger RNA, 3815 nt
Organism: Lytechinus variegatus (green sea urchin)
Lineage: Eukaryota; Metazoa; Echinodermata; Echinoidea; Temnopleuroida; Toxopneustidae
Exons: 2
Coding region: 1708-3249 (513 amino acids)
Source: RefSeq, a predicted model, not a curated record
AUAAGGCCCUUCGACAAUACUGUCAUUACAUCGUUAUCAAGAGGAUCGGUAAUGCGCCUAAUUAAAAUACUCAAGACAGGACUAGUAUAGGGGUAUCCUACCGGCGGAUGUGGUCUAAGGAUUUCAAAGAACUUAUUUCAACUUAAAGCGUUAAACUCCCGAAGAAGUAGGCCUGUCCAGACCACAGGGAGUGUAUAAAAGAUAAUAUUUUGUCACAUGGAACAUGUUAAUUAAUAAUCUUUAAAGGCCGUUGUACAUUAAUUCGCACGCUCCGCCUGGUGGAUUGAAUUAUUUUUGCGCAACAAACUUCGUCAUUCUAAAUUGAACUUGAUUGUUGAACGACUAUAAAGACGUGCAUUCAAGCAGAAUGCAUUUGGAAAGCUAAGUACUUGACAAUGCUCUGCACUAGGCUAAACCUGCGAUGAUUUUGGCCACUGAUCUUUGAAAAUAGAGCUCAGGGCUUUUUAUCCUUUAAUCUAUGUACUAAUCUUUAUAGGACAUGCAUUCGUGUGCAAUGAAAGAAGGGGCGGAGUUCUUUAAAUACAAGUAGAUUGUCCUCCAAUGUGUUUACUGUGAGAAACGAUCUUUAACUGAUGAUUAAGGAUGGAACCGGUGUUCUUAACAACCUAGCAAUGGUAGUAUUACUUUGAUGGAUGCUGAUUUGUAACCAAUCUGGUCAAUGGUUAUUGGAAAUUGAAUCUAAAUCCUGCAAUUGCUGAUUAAAGGGAUUUCUGAUAUCAUCUUAGCGUUUCUAGUUUAAUGAAUGAAAUACAAUAUGAGAGACAAUUCUGACUUGAACAAUGUUACGUUGACUUCUACUCAGUGGUGGGUCUCAUCAAGCACAUUCAACAACUGGAUGAUGGUUAUUGAAAUGAAUUUUCAAGCAGUGGAAGGAAGAGGAAGUUCCAAGCGAUUUGUGCUUUCGAGGCAGGUGGAAGCCUUUGUACAUACUCAUUAUUGUGCAGGAAUAAGUAGAAUGGUCCAUGAACUUCGACAAAAAUAAAACCGGUCAUAGUUGACAUCCUUGAGUCUUACAGAAGUCUUCCCGAAACACCUGUUUGUGAUUGCGAUGCCCUUCCGUCUAACGGUUUACUUGGAUAUUAACCUCGCUUAUCACCGAUCGAGGACAUUAAUUCAUUUGCUGUGUGAUCUUGAUGACUCUUCGACACUUAAGGAGGCUCACGAGAAUUAUCUCUGCUUCUUGAUCAAAAUUCUCUUAAUUCUCGACACAACCAACGGCGCCACUCUGCAGAGUAUCAUGAGCAUGCAGAGUCAAACUUACAGUGUUGUAUAAACGUACUUUCGUUACAUCAUUGAUUAUUGAUGCCGUGGUUUUAUGGCGACGAUGGUAAAAAAAUAUCUUCAGAUCGGCAGUUUCUUACGAAAUUUGACCCAACGGCACCGAAUGGGACGAUACUUUUGACAUGCAGUACAUAUCAAUCGGUUUUUCGUUUCUCACUUCUAACUACAAACGACUAUUUAAGUUGCGUUGGACGAUACUUGUCACUUGGAAUCUUUGACAUUUCUUCAAUUCUCACUUUGAAGUUAUUACAAACUACUAUUCAAUUCGAGGUACAUUAAUACUUGAUUCUUGUGGGUGUACCACAACAAGAAUAUAACUAUGAUGUUUUUACCAUCCUCGAGUAUUGGAUAAUGCUUUUAGAAAAUAUUGUUUUACGAUCUGGAUGAAUCGUGGAAUAUUUCGUCAUGCCGACUAGAAAGUUACGUGUGAGAGAAAUGCCCCAGAAUGCAGAUAUGACGGCCUGCUAUCUCUUGACCAAUCCCAGAGAUGCUUCCAUCAAUGUAUCUGGUCAUCCGGUUACCGGUACCAACAACAACAUGCCAAACAGAACCAACAUGAGGAAUGUCUCAUCGGCAGUACACGGUCACCAUACUAAUCCACCAAACGAACUAGAACGUUAUGUUCCAGUUCUUACCGUCAAACGACCAGUAACAACAGUCUCUGCACCUGCGCUUCCUAUGGACUACGGGUUAGGCCAAGGUGAAGUGAGGGCGCCACAGAGUGCUAAAUCUCAUGCCUUCGGGAGGCCGGUGCCUCCUGUUGAUUGCUUCCAGUCUAGAACACCGAUCGCACAGAGAGUCCGGAACUGCAGCAGGUCUUUGGCAGUUGGUACAACGCAACGUCCUAUCACAGACCUAAGGACUGGAUUCAUGAGGACAAUGUCCAAACCGACACCUGGUGAACUUGAUCUGAAACUUCAUCAAGAGAAACAGGCAAUAGACAAAAUUAAAGCCGAUCUUAGACGUGAACAGGCAUCCUUCGAUGAUCCCGAUAGACUAGAUAUGAAAGACAUUCUGAAGUUUAUGAACGAACAUCCUGUUGCAAGUAGUACGAGAAGACCAAGACCCAGGGCAGCCAAGCGCCGAGUUCCACAUGCAACUCUUGUGUCCAGUGAGGGAAUAGAGUCAAGAACACUAAGGGGAGAGGAGCUGACUGAGAAAGAAGCCAAGGCACAAAAGGCCAUCAGCGAAUACAAGCACAGACUGAAUGCCCUCAGCUCUCAAAUGCGUUCCACCAAAGAACGAUCUCAGAGUGCAGUAUCCCGUUACAGUCAUAACUCUGGGCAACACGACAUUGAUAGACAAUCUCUCAGACUUGCCCCAAAUAACAACGACCGGCAUGUCAGCAUACAACUUCUAAAUCUUCCAGAUUACGGAGGAAGGUCUUCUCCCCAAUGUAGUGUGGACUCCAUCAGUUCGAGAAGCGUCCCACUGCAGACCCGUCUUUCACCGAGAAGUUCUGCGAUUUCAUCGUCAAGGACAGCAUCUUCUUCUCCAGGUCGAAGGACACGCCAACCACAGUAUCCAGAACCUAUAUACAUUCCGAGCGGAGGGGAGGAUUUCAAUGGAACUAACGGAGAAGACCAACGGCAAUUUGUGAAGCUCUCCAUGCGUAGGUCGACGAACGUCACGCGCGAAACGUCUCUCAUGACAGAUAUGGACCCGAACAAUCCUCCAAUCCUGACCGUACAGGUGUCAUUCCCAAGACCGACUGCUCCUCCUUCAAAUACACCAAUCAGCGCAUCUGAUGAAGAUGACGAUAACGACCUCGAUGGAAGUAUUUUCGUGGAUGAUGACAGUCUUGAAACGAACUGGUCAUCAAGGAGCUGCUCUCGGUUAAGUAGUGUAUCAAGUUCGAGGAUGACCUGCAGGUCUUGUACGCCAAGUGCAACAUCGUAUCGUGAAAAGAAUAAGGCAACUGCAGCAGUUCCAAGUGUGAGUCUUUGACGCGAAAACCAAAACUGUACUACACCCACCCAACUUCUAAUGGGGUGUUGCAAGAAACUUGCAAUUCUAUUUUUGGUCCCUAAAACAAUCAUAUAUCUUGCAAUUAAUUGCAAAUUCGUGAUUGAUAGCUAAUCUGCUCUUUGAAACAAGGAGUGUAAUCUGAUCAAUCAAUUGUAAAAUUGCAACAGAAUAUAUGCAAUGAAUUGCAAUGUUUUCUUACAAAACCCCCUAUGAGAGGUUUUAAUCUAAUGAAACUAGCAUGACUAGUUAGCACAUUAAUCAAUCAGCAGCCAAUUCAUGCCAGAAGCUUGAUGUGUUAUGCAGUUCAAAGUAAAUAGUGUUUGUUGAGUAGACAUUGCGUUAGUUUGUUAAUUAAGAUAUUGCGCCAAAAACUGGCAAUAGAUUCUUCAGAGUCACUUUGAAUACACAAAACAGACUGCUCAGAGGUUGCGUGAAUUAAUCAGGGAAAUCUGCUAUCACGAUCAUGUCAACAAUAUGUCACCAAUCGCCACUGAGGUUUGGGGAAAGAGGAGGGGGGAGGCGGAGCGGGUCUCCAGCCCCCCCCC